CUAUCUAUCUGUCUAUCUGCCAUCGCUGUACCUCAAACUUAUCGAACCAGAAUUGAGAUUGAGAAUAGUAUAAAAUGUUGAACCGACAGAGUGUGAAAUACCCAAAUAUUAACAGAGACAGAUCAGCAUCUAAAUUAGGAAAGAGAGGAGAGAGAAAGCAGUGAGAACUAGUCUUCACGUCUUGAAUUGAAGGGAAGGCAGAGAGAGAAAUGGGUGCUUCACAAUCAAUCUCAGAAAAAUCCAUCCAUGAAUUCACGGUCAAGGAUGCGAGGGGAAAAGACGUGAACCUCAGCAACUACAAGGGGAAAGUUCUUCUUGUAGUUAAUGUCGCUUCAAAAUGUGGAUUUACAAAUACCAAUUACACCCAGUUAACUGAGGUUUACAGCAAAUACAAGGACAGAGGUCUUGAGAUAUUGGCAUUUCCAUGCAACCAGUUUUUGAAUCAAGAGCCUGGGACUAGUCAGGAGGCUGAGCAAUUUGCUUGUACAAGAUACAAGGCUGAAUAUCCCAUUUUUGGAAAGAUACAUGUCAACGGACCCAAUACAGCACCUGUCUACAAAUUCCUUAAACAACAGAAAACAGGAUUUCUGGGGUCUAGGAUAAAGUGGAACUUCACCAAGUUUUUGGUUGACAAGGAAGGGAAAGCUAUAGGGCGUUAUGGUCCAACCACCUCACCUUUGGCCUUUGAAAAUGACAUCAAGAAGGCAUUGGGGGAGGCUUAACGGAAUCUAGUCACUUCAGAUUAUUGCUCAUGUUGAAGAUAAUUGAAACAAAAAGAAUGUAUAUUUGGUAGAUAUUGUUUAUUCUAGUGAGUAUCUGAUACGUGAAUAAAUCCUUGGUACUACUGCUGUACUAAAGAUUCAGUGCAUCCCACCAAUGAAAAUAUUACAUGUCAGUUAAAAUUCCGUUUUUUCUGUCAAAAUUUUUCUCUCUUCUCUGAUGUGUAAUGUUCUAAUUGAUGAGAUGCGCUGAAUUUUGGUACAACAGUAGUACCAAAGAUUUAUUCUACGUACGUAGUGUGUGUUGUUGUAUUAAAGUACUGAUUUGGCCUUGUGAUAUAAGUAUUGUUGUUAAAA
This is a messenger RNA of Gastrolobium bilobum, 1076 nucleotides long. RefSeq names its product probable glutathione peroxidase 5. The coding region runs from base 210 to 722 and encodes 170 amino acids. The transcript has 6 exons. Lineage: Eukaryota; Viridiplantae; Streptophyta; Magnoliopsida; Fabales; Fabaceae. Gene Ontology annotation, molecular function: glutathione peroxidase activity. Gene Ontology annotation, biological process: response to oxidative stress. The record is from RefSeq and is a predicted model, not a curated record.